CUGCUGUUUCAAAGUUCACCUGCCCGGAGGAAUGCAAAGAAUAUCUUUCAAGACUUCAGCUGAGUUUUAUACCAGCCGAUGUUCGAAGUUGAACACCCGACAAUUUCGUCUGAAGCAUACUCCGUACAUAUAUGGUAACAUCUAAAGUUGUUGUGCACAAUAUUUCACACUCCAUGCUCGUUGUGUAUGUGAAAACUGUUUUGAAAGAGGAUUUCAAAGCAAGCAUAAUGGUUAUCAAAAAUUGAUCGAGUUCCUGAGUCUUCCCGGCCACCUCCACGAGUGUAAUCAAAAUUCCUACAUCCCAUUUCGUUACUUGCAACGGACAUAGACCUGAGUGGCUGCCAGCUUAUCAGACUUCUCUUUGGCAGCUUUUUUGCCGUCUCAAGAUAUGCAAAAGCUUUCUAUGCUGAAAAAUAGCACGAAGUCGUCUUCUAGCACGCAUAUCUUUGGUGACAGAUUUACUAUCGAUUCUACACUUAAGUACCAUUCAAGCCUCAUCAGUGAGUAGUUUCUCGGAGCAGAGUAGCUGACGGAAAUCGAAAGCUAAAUCGAGCAAUAUCACCAGUAUCGAGAUUUAUGCUAAAGACUUGGCCCCUGUCCGGGAAGGCACGCAAGAGGUCAGUAAAUCUCCGUCGGAAGAAUCAUUAUUUAUCCCUUUGACUUGGGUCUCACCAGUAAUAGCGGAGAUGCUUGACUUGAUUGCUUCUCGCCUGCUGAUAAGCUUCAUUUCUCAUGGAAUGUUUUGUAAAUCACGAACAUCUUGGUUGUCGCGCUCCAAGAAUGCUUGGAAAUUCACAUUACAUAUUUCGCGUAAGUCUUGAAUAUGCACGCGCUGGGGGGGCGGCUAGGCCAAUAUAUCUGCUUAAAAGCUUGCCGGCCCAUCUACUUGACUAUGGUGGUUUUUUACACUUGGCAAGGUACGGUGCUUCGUGUGCUUUUUCUUUCUUCGCUGCGCUCUCUCAUUUGCGCAUCUCUUUUCAUAACCGGUUAUUCAUUAAAUUGUCCUUUUUCGGACUGUCACAAUCUUUUAACGUUCAGAAUGUUUCUUCGCAAUGCAGCAGUUUGGGCUGCGGCUCUGAGUAUCAUCGUUUCGACUGGUUUGAGUGAAAAUUCUGGUCUUGGUGAUAAGGUAGCUAGAGCAGAAGGAGAGGCCGACGUGUAAGUUCUGGAUGGAGACGUCAAGUAUUUAGGGAAGGAAGUUGUUAAUAAUGACUUGUAUUGUACAGAGCGAAACGCUUCCUGUUUUCUCCACAAUCCGGUGAUUCAGAUAGCCCAACAAUUGGCAACCUUGUGAACGCUCCAGGAGAUCUAGAUGAUGAAUCUCUCUCCGACUUCAUCUCGCAAUUUUUUGGUGGUGGAGGCGGGAACUCAGGCUCGGGAGGUGCUUCUGGGGGAUCAAAUAAUCCUGGUGGUGGAGGCUCCAAUAGUCCAGGAGGUAACAAUCCGGGAAACAAUAACCCCGGGAAUAACAAUCCAGGGAACAACGGUCCUGCGAACGGAGGUUCAAACGGAUUUUCUAACUUUCCUGGCUUCCCUGGCUUUGGGAAUGGUGGUGGUUCAAACAACAACCAGGGGAGCAACAAUCCGGGGAGCAACAAUCCGGGGAGCAACAAUCCGGGGAGCAACAAUCCGGGGAGCAACAAUCCAGGGAACAACAAUCCGGGAAACAAUAACCCAAAGAGCAAUAACCCGGGGAAUAAUGCCCCUAGCAAUGGAGGCUCAAACGGAUUUCCCGGCUUUCCAAACUUCCGGGCUUUCCUGGCUUUGGUAACAAUGGCGGAUCAAACAACAAUCGAGGCAACAACGAUGGUGCAAAUGGUGGACAAUGGUCACCCUCCACUCCACUCUUCCAAUUUCUUCAGGGCGAAGGAGUCAAUAGAUAUUAUUGCUCCCAGUAUCUUAGGGGUUUGAAUGAUGCUGCUCUUGCCGAUUUCUUACGCAGAGCCGUCUAUCUUUGAGUUUGAAGAAGAGGCUGCUAAUGAUGAAAUCUCAAUCGGUGAUUUCCUUAGCUUCCCGGACGCGCUUUCACGCUAUGACUUCCUACGAUUGCUGGGCUUCCUAUGGAUUAUUGGAUUCCCAUACCCGUCUGUAUCUCCAACAGUAUCGAAGCUAAUAAGUACGAGCACAUCAUCUUCCACGACCAAUGCCGAUCUUGGAGCUUCCACAACAACGAGCAGACCCACGCCAUACAUUCUUCCAAGCCCUUCAACUCGAACUACUCGAAGCAGUAAAACGACCAGGCUCGGGGGUCCUUCAACUUCUUCGACCCGGACAAGUCGAACUAGCAGCACAAGUCGAAGUAGUACAACCGGACUCGGAGGCCUUUCGACUACAACUCGAACUAGUACAACCAGGCUUGGAGGCCCUUCAACUUCCUCGACACGUACCGGAAGCACUUCGACUACGAAAUCAUUGAAAACCUCAACCAGUACAAACUUAGGAGCAACUCCCAUAUCAUCUAGCACUAGAUCUUCUACUGCAUCAUCAACAACUAGACCACUUGCUACUACCAGUAAAUCAUCGAGCUCCUCAGCUCGCUCUAGCUCUAGCUCUAGCUCUGUAUGUCUCCUCCUGCUAUUUCCAAUGGAUACUAAUUUGGCCAGUCGACACGAUUGAAUGCUCUGUCGACGAGUUCUUCUACCAGGUCUAGUCGCAGUUCCGUACGUUCCCUUCCAUACCUACUACGGUGAAAUUAAUGCUAACAAAUUGGUAGUCACUGUCAUCCUGCCGUAGUACUAUGCUUGUAGGUUUAGGGACCAGCUCUACUACGUCUCGGGUAAUAAUAUUUUUCCUUGCCACAUCUACGACGCGAUAUGGCGAUAUGAUACUAAUAUAUGUAUAGAGGUCUUCCACUUCCUCCAGAAGUACCAGCUUAAAGCUAGGCGUUAGCUCCAGUACAACACUGGUAGUAAAAUUCUUUAUAUCCCCCUGGUGCUUUUGAUAUGACAUACGAAUGCUGAUUUCUAUAGACUUCCUCCUCUUCCUCCCGCAGUUCCCCGGUGACUAGCUUUAAGUGUUAGUACUACAUCGACUAAGGUAAAACAUUCUUCCUAAUUUAGCUUCGCUCUCAAUGAGAAUCUACAAAUGCUAAUGUUUUAAAGAAAUCAUCCUCUUCCUCUAGUCGUAGCAGUACUUCAGCUGUGGGUUUAGCGCCUAGCUCUACUACAUCCCGGGUAAACAUUCUUCACCUCACACUGUCUUAUGAUAUUGUUUCAUAGGUCACAUUAUUUCUAACAUAGCAUAGUCAUCUUUCUCCAGUAGAUCAUCUUCAACGCUUCUAGCCGUCGUUAGUUCUAGUUCUACUCGGGUAAUUUCAACUCCUUUUACUCUUUUUAUGCUGUUUAUAUGGCUCUAAUCUAUUUUAUAGUCAUCUUCCUCCAGUUCACGCACUUCAUCAUCCCGACUGGUAUGUUUUCUCCAAACUUUGCAUCUCACAAUUACUGUUUUACCAUGAUAAUAUAAUAACACAUUCUCAAGAGCUUGGGUGGCCCCUCUACUACCUCUAGAUCUGCUACUAUUUUCUCAUCCACUCGAACUUCAUCAUCCAGUUCCGUCCGUUCAACUUCUAGUGCUGCUGCUAUAAUAGUAUCACCUGAUGGAACUUGUGGACUAGGCCAGCAUCAAAGCUUGACGCUUUCGAGAUCUUCAACCUCUUCAGCGUCAUCUAGAUCGUCUUCAGGAUCUGUUGCGGUAAAUAUCGCUUCCGUUGUUGGUAUGAUAAAUGCUAAAAUAUCAAAUAGGGUCAAGGACAAACUACUAGCUCCAGAUCAACCUCAACUUCUAGAUCUUCGUCGUCAUCCGUUGUGGUAACUAUUGCAUCUAUUAUCAAUUAUCUUAUUGGUACGACGAAUGCUAAAAUUUCGACUAGGGCCAAGGAUUAAGUACCAGUUCUACAUCAAGAACAUCUAGGCCGAUUACCGGUUCUACAAUAAGAUCAAGUACAUCUGGUACCACUUCGGCGGCACAAAUUGCUCCAACUUCCAGUACCAAGUCUAGUAUUAGAUCAUCUUCAUCUUCUAGAUCUAGGUCUUCCUCAACAUCACUUGUGGUUAGCCUUCCAUUCUCGGGUCUCUCUGAUUUUUAUAUGUGAUGAAUAUUGACUUGAUGUUUAGGGACAGGCUCUGACUACCAGUUCGACAAGAGCAUCUACAUCAUCUUCUAGUUCUAGAUCUUCUAGGUCUUCAACAUCAGUUGUGGUUAGUCUUCCUUUCUUAGAGCCCCAUUUCACCUCCUUUCUUUUGAUAGAUGUUGACAUGAAUACUAGGGCCAAACAUUGAGCACCAGUCCGACAAGAAUAUCUACAUCGUCUUCGAGUACCAGAGCCAUCGCGGCCACAGUUAGCACAAGUUCAACUCGCUCAACUCGCUCAUCUUCGUCUGUCAGUGCAUCCGCCAGCGCUUGCAGAACAGUUGCAGCACCUGCUGUAACCCUUGCUUUAACGCUCAGAGACUGCUGUCAAUACUACAUCACAAGGGACGGCGACACGUGUGCUAGUAUUGCCGCCCGCCCUGGUAUUCUCGGCUUGGAUAUCGCUGUUUUAGCGCGUCUCAAUCCAACCUUGAGGCCCAAGCCGGUGUCGCCGUUUGUAUCCAAAAUGUUCAACUAUCCCUCAUAGGCUCUCUCGUUGAUCCCCCUGAGGUUUCAUCUUCUUCACCUGUCCCGUCUCCAAGCCCAUCUCAGACUGUUCCCGAAAGCUUCUUUAUCCAGGCUAGAAAUUCGGGAACGGGUGGCGAUGGAACUGGUCUCAUGAUUUCACAAUCUCCGGAAUAUUUCGCUGGCUUUAAUUUACCUUAUGGUCAACAAGUUUUCCCAUUUACUUACGACCCUGCUACCGGAUAUUUGACGUCAAAUCUAUAUAUUCUAUGGGCUAUCGCAUAUACACCUCCAUCCGUCAAAGUCGCUCCCGCAGGCUACACAGAAUGGGUGGUACCAGCUUGGCCUUUGGUUUGUAGUGUGGAUGGAAAUUUGAAGGUGUCGUGUACGGCCAAUGGAAAUAUUUAUGGGGCAUUCUUUCUCAUCAAUGGUAUGUUAUUAUUCUUCAAUAAUCCUAUAAUGUGGUCAAAAUACAUAAGAAGGAACAAAUUUACUAAUAGAUUAAAUAGCAAACAACGAUGGACAAACCGAAAUUGGCAUUGGAAAUGCUGCCACGGCGGGUAGCUCACUUAUUGUUGGGACAGUUGAUCUCUAUCUUGUUGCAAAUGAGGGGGGUUAGAGAUAGGUCGUUUUCAAGUGUGUUUGGCAAAAUCGGGUUGGUUCUAUUUUCCAUUUGGCACUUUGUUAUUUCCUUCUGAAGCUUUCUUUGAAUUUGGUCAGGCUAGUCCGUUUUCGAUUGGAGUACCUCUGGUUUUGGCUGGGCAAAUGGAUACAGGAUAUAUGGAUGAGAUGCCUUUUAGGGCUAUGAAAAAUGAUGCGUCAAUGUCGUGCGAUGUUUUUAAAUAGUCAGUGAGUCUUGCCUAGUUAGAAUAGUUUUCUGUGAUCGGAGAU
This is a messenger RNA of Sclerotinia trifoliorum, 5484 nucleotides long. The record is from the annotation of a GenBank genome assembly. NCBI's taxonomy places the organism in Eukaryota, Fungi, Ascomycota, Leotiomycetes, Helotiales, Sclerotiniaceae.